Messenger RNA from Rotaria socialis, 756 nucleotides. Lineage: Eukaryota; Metazoa; Rotifera; Eurotatoria; Philodinida; Philodinidae. The record is from the annotation of a GenBank genome assembly.
AUGCACGAAGAAGUUGCUUCAGAUUGUGAAGAUUUGCAACUAAAAUUGGUAAAUGAAAAUCGAACAAAUUCGUCAUCAACUACAUUAACAAGAAGUUCAAAAUCAUCAGUUAAACAACAGCAAACUAGUGCACUCAAAGCAUUUUCAUUAAAAAAGGUUGCCUUUGGCUGCCAAAAACAAAAAAUUCCUGUUGCUAAACGUUUACGUUUUACAACCGAUGGUGACGAAGGCAAAGCUGAAGGUCAACAACUUGAUUUACAGCAGCUAUUAAAUUAUAUUAAACAAAUUCCAGCUAUUCUUCAAGCAGACAAUGAAGAUAUUGCUCCCAAUGUUGAUGAUUCAACUGAUCUUGUAUCAGCAUAUACUAGAAGGGACGGUGUUAUUGUUUCAUUAUUAAAAAUACAAGGUAAAAAACAAAAUGCAGAUAAAUAUGCUUUAAAAUUAAUUAAGGCACUAUUUAUUGAUAAGCAAGAUUUACAGAAUGUCGAUGUUAAGAAAAUUGAUGAAGACCCAAGAAUUAAAGCAAUAUAUGGCGCCAUUAAACAAAAAUUUAGCUUUUCAGAAGUCGAAAUGUCGAUUAUUUCGUCACCUGUUCAUGAUUCUAUUCUCAGCAAGCGAUGGAAUCAAGGGAAAACGUUGAAGUCAAAAGCAACACUCAAUGAAUCCGUUGCAACCACUUCUACACCACAAGAUACCAAUUACAACAAUAAUAAACAACAAGGUGAAGCUAAUGAACAAACAAGUUAUUUAAGUUAA